CUGUUAGCUUCUUAUCAUCUGCCCGUCUUCUUGAUUGAGAUGGCUCCCAUUGAAAACCAAAGCCUACUAAAAGGAGGCCCAUCUGCCACCUGAACUCACUCCAGGAAAAAGCCCACAUGCCUCACUAAAUGUGAGACAGCAGCCUUGUCCAAUGGCCGGUCCUCGUGGCAGAGUUCUCACAACCGUCAAAUGAGAAAGUCUUCCACGCAACGCCUCAGGUCAAAUGGCAUCUCGACAUAUCGUCACAAGCAAGAGCGUUUGAUCAGUGUGUGAUAUCAAGUUAUAGGGUUAUACAAGGAUGUCUCUACCUAAAAGUUGGAUCUGCCAACUGUCAACGCAGGUCGCACGUACCCAGAUGGCUCACAGUAUACCCAACCUGAGAGUCCUUUUUAGCCUCCAAUGGGAUAGUCUCAUUCAUUAGUUGCCGUACUAGAGUUGCUCCUACCAUUAACUCCCCCACCACCUCCCCAUGUAUAAAUUGCUUUAAGUUGCGUCUCUUUUCAGCUGACUAAAGCCAUUCCUCUCCUCAAAACUACCAAAACCCAGAAUCAAUCAACCCCCAAAAUCUGAGAACUCUCAACCCCAAAAGCAAAGAGCGAAUCUUGUGGAGAAGAAUAGUUAGACAAGCGGUACGAUGGUGUUCUUCUGCUUUCUUGUGGAUCAGAAGAGGAAGGUGAAGAGCAGCAAGCCAGCGGCCGGGAUCUGCUCGAGGUGCGGCGGCGGGGCCAGCGUCGCUGACAUGAAAACUGCCACUCGAUUUAUCUGCGUUCCCUUUUAUUGGAAGUCCUGGAGAGCCAUAAUCUGCACCUUCUGUGGAGCCAUUCUUCGGUCCUACGGAUGAAGUUGAGGGAGAAGCCGUGCAUUUUUGUUCGGAGUGUAAUGUGUUUGCUUCGCUUGGCUUGGUCCAACAUGUUAACUUAUGUAGUUACUAGAUUUCUAUGGGUCUGGAUUCUUUCCAUCUUUUCCGUUCUUAUUCUUUUGCUAGAUGAUGAUCGAUGACUUUGGUUAGGGAAGUUAGUAUUUUGGUAAUGACAUGUAUCUUCAUGCUCUCUUGAUUUUCUUCAAGGGUGGUGCAAAUUAUAUAAUCUGAUGAGUUCAAACGGGUAA
This is a messenger RNA of Syzygium oleosum, 1107 nucleotides long. RefSeq lists its product as uncharacterized. Lineage: Eukaryota; Viridiplantae; Streptophyta; Magnoliopsida; Myrtales; Myrtaceae. The transcript has a single exon. The coding region runs from base 635 to 841 and encodes 68 amino acids. The record is from RefSeq and is a predicted model, not a curated record.